Suillus plorans is the source of this 1949-nucleotide messenger RNA. RefSeq names its product dihydroxy-acid/6-phosphogluconate dehydratase. Gene Ontology annotation, biological process: branched-chain amino acid biosynthetic process. Gene Ontology annotation, cellular component: mitochondrion. The record is from RefSeq and is a predicted model, not a curated record. The coding region runs from base 138 to 1931 and encodes 597 amino acids. The transcript has 11 exons. Gene Ontology annotation, molecular function: dihydroxy-acid dehydratase activity. Lineage: Eukaryota; Fungi; Basidiomycota; Agaricomycetes; Boletales; Suillaceae.
UCGCUCUUGCUGCUGAAAAGUGCGGCAUGUUAACAUAGUUACGGCACAGUCCAUCUCCGUAAGCUGCCAAAUCGGGGGGUCGAUAUAUUUUUUUGUUUCGACUUUGUCCGAGUCGAGUUGUCGAGCAGAUCGGAACGAUGCAUUCGAGACUCUCGGUUAGCAGGGGCCUUGCGAGGCAAACAAGAUCACUGUGGUCGUCUCCUGCAAGAUGCGAGGACAAGCCCAUCAUGAACCGCUAUAGCAGGACUGUCACGCAACCUAAAGACCAAGGUGCAAGCCAAGCCAUGCUGUACGCUACUGAAGGUAUCAAAGAUCAGGAGGACUUUCAAAAGGCCAUGGUUGGUGUCGCUAGUGUAUGGUAUGAGGGCAACCCAUGCAACCGACACUUGCUCGGCUUGGGGCAGGAAAUCAAGGGUUCCUUGGUCGAGUCUGGCCUAAUUGGCUACCAGUUCGGCACAGUUGGUGUUAGCGAUGGGAUUAGCAUGGGCACUGCGGGAAUGUCAUACUCUCUGCAGUCGCGCGACCUUAUUGCAGAUCAAGUAGAGACAGCCGCUGGCGGACACUGGUUGGAUGGAAUGGUUGUGGUACCGGGAUGUGACAAGAAUAUGCCGGGUGUGCUGAUGGCUCUCGGACGAAUCAACCGUCCGGGUCUCAUGGUAUAUGGAGGCACAAUUCGCGCGGGUUCAUGUGCGGGUCAACCUCAGCUAGAUCUUGUUUCUGCAUUCGAGGCGUACGGAAAAUACCUACAAAAUGGCAAAACGUCAGAAGCAGAAGCCGUCAGGUAUGAGACAGUGCGACAUUCAUGCCCCGGCCCAGGUGCUUGUGGAGGCAUGUACACGGCGAACACUAUGGCCAGUGCAGCUGAGGCCCUUGGAAUGACUCUUCCUGGUUCUUCGUCGUAUCCAGCCGAAUCUCAAGAAAAACACGAUGAAUGCAAGACUAUUGGUCCCGCCAUGCGAAAUCUCAUCGAGAAAAACAUUCUUCCCCGCGACAUCAUGACGCGCUCGGCAUUCGAGAAUGCUAUGGUUCUCAUCAUGAUCCUAGGAGGUUCGACGAAUGCCGUCCUGCACCUUAUUGCUAUGGCACACGCCGUAGGCAUCAAGCUUACCAUUGAUGAUUUCGCACGAGUGUCUGAGUCAACACCCUUCCUCGCCGACAUCAAACCAAGCGGCAAGUAUGUCAUGGAGGACAUCUACAAAAUCGGGGGCAUACCCAAGAUACUUUAUUUCUUGAUGAAAAAUAAUUUCAUUGACGGCAACAACAUGACGGUCACUGGCGCUACUCUAGGCGAGAACCUAGAGCGUUGGGUACAUAAACACGGGGAACUCUCUGCUAGUCAGGACGUAAUCCGCCCCCUCGAUAAGCCCAUUAAAGCUACUGGACACAUCAGAAUUUUGCGUGGUAAUUUGGCCCCUGGAGGUGCUGUUGCCAAGAUUACCGGUAAGGAAGGUCUUGGGUUUACCGGAAAAGCUCGCACCUUCGACUCAGAAGAGGCCUUUGUCUCCGCCGUUGAGUCUGGCUCAAUCAAAAAGGGCGAGAAAACAGUCGUCGUCAUGCGCUACCUCGGCCCUAAGGGUGGCCCUGGUAUGCGUGAGAUGCUGAAACCCACCAGCUUGAUUAUGGGUGCUGGUCUAGGUCAGGACGUCGCGUGCCUCACAGACGGGCGAUUUAGCGGAGGAUCUCAUGGAUUUUGCAUAGGUCACGUCGUCCCUGAGGCACAGGUCGGUGGACCUAUUGCGCUUGUGGAGGAUGGUGACACCAUUUCUGUCGACGCUGUGGCAAACACCAUGGAAUUGCAUAUUUCCUCUGAGGAGAUGGAACGCCGCCGGAAAGCCUGGGUUGCCCCACCAAUCAAGGUUACCCAAGGAACACUCCACAAGUAUGUUAAAAUGGUCGAAGACGCUAGCCACGGGUGCAUCACGGAUGGUUAAGAACAGUUAUAUUCUAUA